This is a messenger RNA of Xiphophorus hellerii (green swordtail), 1534 nucleotides long. It is a transcript of the gene fdx2, whose product is annotated as ferredoxin 2. The coding region runs from base 27 to 617 and encodes 196 amino acids. The transcript has 5 exons. The record is from RefSeq and is a predicted model, not a curated record. Gene Ontology annotation, biological process: P450-containing electron transport chain. Gene Ontology annotation, molecular function: electron transfer activity; 2 iron, 2 sulfur cluster binding. Lineage: Eukaryota; Metazoa; Chordata; Actinopteri; Cyprinodontiformes; Poeciliidae. Gene Ontology annotation, cellular component: mitochondrion.
UUUGGCCAUAUGACCAAAACAGCGUCAUGGCGGCGGCCGUUGCAGCCAGGUCGAGCAUGGGACUGACUUUGAGGUUCUCCAGAGUUAUCCCGGACUGUCGGUCAUGUCCUUUGUACAGAUUCAAGGGCUGCGUCGACAACACCGCCGGCUCUCAGAGGAGGGGGUCGUUUGAUAGUCUCCGGACGAUAAAUCGGCAUUUACAGACCAGUAUAUGUCUCUCCCAAGCUGAAGAGGGCAGCUCCAACGCAGAAGACCCAGAUGAUGUGGUCAACGUAGUGUAUAUUGACCGCUCUGGCGAAAGAAUCCCAGUUAAGGCCAAAGUUGGGGAUAACGUCCUGUAUUUGGCUCAUAAACAUGGAAUUGACCUUGAAGGAGCCUGUGAGGCAUCGCUGGCCUGCUCAACAUGCCACGUCUAUGUGAACUCUGCCCAUCUCGACAAACUUCCAGAACCUGAAGAGAGGGAGGAUGACAUGCUCGACAUGGCACCCAUGCUUCAGGAGAAUUCCCGCCUGGGAUGUCAGAUCAUUCUCACCCCGGAUCUUGACGGCAUUGAGCUCACUUUGCCCAAAGUCACCAGGAACUUCUAUGUGGACGGCCAUGUUCCCAAACCUCAUUGAGCAGAGAAGCAAAGGAGGAAAAGUGGGGACUGAAUAAAGAAAGAGGGUGGUGCUAUGAGCCAAACACUGUGUCCUGGUUGAGCAAUGGAGGUGACUGAAGAGAUGGAACAGCUAGGAUGCACAAGGAUAGUGUUAUCCACAGCAGCUCUGAGAGCGUCUUACUGACAUUUCCAGUUGUUUAUGCAAUGUCAGGACAGAUUUUAGAUGAGAUUGAGUCCGACACUAAGAAAAUCUGGUGAUCUCAAAGGUUACAUGCAAAAGAAACUGUGGUGGUUCGACUGAUGAUGUAUUUAUUGAAGUAAAAGGUUCUCUGACCAUUUUAAGAUUUCAUUCAAUGUUACAGACUGCUCACUACUCCAAUGUCAGUUUAAGACAGAGCAGAGUCAGUGUCUUUGCUGGUGAACAGCACAUUCCUUGUUACAGCUUACAUACGCACAAAUAUUACAAAUGAUUAUUUUUCUGACCAGUCUCUUCUGAUCUUAAUUGUCACACUUUCUACUAUGCAUUAUACUUCCUUUUAUGUACCAUAGUCAUUUGUAUAUGUUACUGUGUUUUAUUAAAUUGGCCAUAAGUCACACAUAGAAGGGUUUCAUUGCUAUUUGGCUAUCAAGGCUGACAGAAAAGCCAUGUAAGUGUACUUGAUGUUUGAAUUCCAGAAUGAUGCCGAUACUUAAUGCUCAUUCGUUUAAACAUUUCAAAACAUGCAGAUGCAUUGGAUUUGAGUAUAAUAUAUAGAUAUAUAUAUAAAGUAUAAAAUAAAUUAGUUGAUAAAUUUCAGGUGUGCCAAGAUGGAUAACAUUGUGGGAGUUUACUCAAGUCUACUGUAAUUGUCCAACAUGCGCACAAAUGGGAUUUUUUUUUUUUUUUUUUUUUGUUAAAAUGUUCAGACUGUGCAAUAAAAUCCGCUCAGAAACUCA